This is a messenger RNA of Laccaria bicolor S238N-H82, 435 nucleotides long. RefSeq lists its product as uncharacterized. Bases 1 to 435 code for a protein of 144 amino acids. The record is from RefSeq and is a predicted model, not a curated record. NCBI's taxonomy places the organism in Eukaryota, Fungi, Basidiomycota, Agaricomycetes, Agaricales, Hydnangiaceae. The transcript is spliced from 2 exons.
AUGGCAGAGUUAGAGACGCCUCUGUUAUACUGGGUGGGUUACUCCUCGAUUGUGAUUGUGUGCGCGCGAUUUGUAGGGAAGUGGAGUGCAAUGACAUCUCUGCAACCUGUCACGAAAACCUUUCCACGACGUUGGCUGGAUAUUGUGGGGCUGAGGGUGGCUGAUUUCUGGCAGUCUGCACUGCGUGCUGUAAUGGGAUUGGUUAUCUUCAGGCCUGGAAUCUCUCAGGCUGAGCUUCGAUGGCGACUUCGGUCUGUAUACGACCGCCAGGAAAUUAACGAAAUUCUCAGAUAUCUACGAGUUGAAGGGCAUUUGUGUGUUCGCCAGCAGUUUAUGUCGGAGUGGGAUCAAGUUGGCGUUAUGGUUCCGCUCGACGAUCAAGAGGAGAGGACAGCUUCAUGGGUAAUCGGAGAGAAAGCCUGGUAUCAGGUAUAA